This is a messenger RNA of Tympanuchus pallidicinctus (lesser prairie-chicken), 2824 nucleotides long. Its product is annotated as protocadherin gamma-B5-like. The transcript is spliced from 2 exons. Gene Ontology annotation, molecular function: calcium ion binding. Gene Ontology annotation, biological process: homophilic cell-cell adhesion. Gene Ontology annotation, cellular component: plasma membrane. The record is from RefSeq and is a predicted model, not a curated record. Lineage: Eukaryota; Metazoa; Chordata; Aves; Galliformes; Phasianidae. The coding region runs from base 371 to 2824 and encodes 817 amino acids.
UCUGCUAAGCCUUCCUCCACCUUCUCUCUUGCGGAGACCUCCCGCAUCUUCCUGGCGGAAUCUGAGCGGAGCGAUAAGCACCGAAACGCCUCUUUGCGCCGCUGCUUCUGGAACUCAGGCAGCUGCCGGCUGCGGUGGCACCGCGGGGCCUCCGGGUGCCGCUGUUGGCCGCCGCUGCCGCCGCUUCCCGUCCCCGCUGGCUGCUCGCUCACACGGCGCCGCUCACAGCGGGCAGCAGAGAAGCGGAGAGCGGCAGCGGCGGCACCGGAGCCCGCAUCUCUGCGUUCGGGCCGCAUCGGAGCUCGGGACGGACGGAACUCAGCUGGAAGCGCUGCGGGAGGAGGAAGGAGAGCGGCGAGCGCUGCUUCCAAUGGCGGGCGGGCGGCGAAGGAGACGCUGGAGAGCGGGAGAGGGGCUGCUGCUCGCUUUGCUGCUGUGCUGCUGCUGCUGUCGGGCGGCGCCGGAGCGGCUCCGCUACGCUAUUCCCGAGGAGCUGAGCAGAGGCUCGCUGGUGGGGCCGCUGGCGCGGGACCUGGGGCUGAGCCCGGCCGAGUUGCCGGCGCGUCAGCUGCGGCUCAGCUCGGAAAAGCGCUACUUCGCCGUGAACGGGGAGAACGGGAACCUGUACGUGAGCGAGAGGCUGGACCGGGAGGAGCUGUGCGGCGAGUUGGCGUCCUGUGCCGUCAGCUUCGAGGCGGUGGUGCAGAACCCGCUCAACAUCUUCCAUGUCGAAGUGGCCAUCCACGACAUCAACGACAAUUCCCCGUCGUUUAGCAAGGCAGUUCUGGAUCUCGAGAUCGGGGAGUGGACCCUCCCCGGAGCUCGCUUUCCGCUGGAGGUGGCCCGAGACCCGGACGUGGGAAGCAAUUCUCUGCUUACUUACCAGCUCUCUGAAGACUCGUCCUUCUCUCUGGCGAUGAAGGUGAGCAAAGGAGGAAAGAAGCAGCCCGAAUUAGUGCUGGAGCGAGCUCUGGACCGCGAGAAACAGAGCUCCUUUCAGUUGGUUCUAACAGCAACUGAUGGAGGCGACUCCGCGAGGUCCGGAAGUGUGCAGAUCCGCGUGAACGUGAGUGACGCCAACGACAACGCGCCCGUGUUCAACAAAAGCGCGUAUGAGUCGCAAGUGCGGGAGAAUCUGCCGGUGGGAUCAUUGGUGCUGCAGGUGCGAGCUGCAGAUGCGGACGCAGGCUCCAAUGGGCGGGUCUCCUACUUCUUCGGCAACGUCCCGGAGAGCGUCCGCGCCUUGUUCAGCAUCGAUGCCGAGAGCGGCGAGGUGAGAAUUGCCGGGCCGCUGGACUUCGAGGAGAGGAGCAAGUACAGCUUCGUUUUGGAGGGGCGGGACGGCGGCGGGCUGACGGGACACUGCGAGGUGCAGAUCGACAUAAUCGACGAGAACGACAACGAGCCCGAAAUAACGACGCUGUCGAUGUCGAGCCCGGUGCCCGAGGACGCGCCGCCAGGCACCGUCGUGGCGCUGCUGAAAGUGCGGGACCGGGACUCCGGCGAGAACGGGCGGGUGCGGUGCGAGCUGUCUGGAGAGGCGCCACUGCAGAUCGUGGCAUCGUCGGGCGGCUCCUACAAAGUGGUGACGGCUGGCGCGUUGGACCGGGAGCGGGCGUCCGAGCACCGGGUGACGGUGAUCGCCACGGACGGGGGCAGCCCGGCGCUGUCGAGCCGCGCGGAUCUGGCGCUGGAGGUGUCGGACGUGAACGACAACGCGCCGGUGUUCGAGGAGGCCGCCUACAGCGCCUACGUGCCCGAGAACAACGCGGCCGGAGAGCCGGUGCUGCGCGUGAGCGCGCGGGACGCGGACGCGGGCGCCAACGGGCGCGUGAGCUACGCGCUGUCGGGCGGCGGCGCGGACGCGGCGUUCGUGUCGGUGCGGGCGGAGACGGGCGAGCUGUACGCGCUGCGCUCCUUCGACUACGAGCGGUGCCGCGAGUUCGCCGUGGAGGUGCGGGCGCGGGACGGCGGGACGCCGGCGCGCAGCGCGACGGCGACGGUGCGCGUCUUCGUGCUGGACCGCAACGACAACGCGCCGCGGGUGCUGUGGCCGGCGGCGGGCGGGGCGGAGGGCGGCGGCGCGGGCGCGGCGCCGUUCGAGGUGGUGCCGCGCUCGGCCGAGGCCGGCUACCUGGUGGCCAAGGUGGUGGCGGUGGACGCGGACGCGGGGCGCAACGCGUGGCUGUCGUACGAGCUGCUGCGGGCGCCGGAGCCGGCGCUGUUCCGCGUGGAGGCGCGCAGCGGCGAGGUGCGCACGGCGCGGGCCGUGUCGGAGCGGGACGCGGCCAAGCAGCGGCUGGUGGCCGUGGUGAAGGACCACGGGCAGCCGGCGCUGUCGGCCACGGCCACGCUGCACGUGGUGCUGGCCGAGAGCGUGCGGGACGCGCUGCCGGAGCUGGGCAGCGAGGGCCCGGCGGCCGCCGACCCGCCGGCGGAGCUGCGCUUCUCGCUGGUGCUGGCGCUGGCGCUGCUGUCGGCCGCGUUCCUGCUGAGCGCGGCCGUGACGCUGCUGGCGCGCCUGCGCCGGGCCGGGCCGCCCGCCGUCCUGCGCUGCCUGGGCGCCCGGCGCUUGUCGGCGUCGGGCCCCGCCGUGCCGGCCGACUUCUGCGAGGGCACCUUGCCCUACUCCUACAACCUGUGCGUGGCGCCGGGUCGCGCCGUGGCCGAGGGCUCCUGGCUGCUGCCGCCCGCCUUGCAGCUCAGCGCGGCCACGGAGGAGCCGCUCGGCGGGGAAACCUGCGGGAAGCGGAGCCCGAGCGACAGCGCCGGCCCUGGAGAGCCGCCCGACGACCUCCGCGCCCCGCAGCGUCCUAUUCCUUAG